This is a messenger RNA of Brenthis ino (lesser marbled fritillary), 576 nucleotides long. The record is from the annotation of a GenBank genome assembly. NCBI's taxonomy places the organism in Eukaryota, Metazoa, Arthropoda, Insecta, Lepidoptera, Nymphalidae.
AUGAUAGUUUUAAGCUUUGUACUUUUAUUAUUAAAUCAACUGUUUUGUGCAAACGCUGCUUGUCCGGGUGUUGUAACGAAGAAAGAAUGGGACGGCCUCAGUCCUUUACACGUAGAAUAUCUUCCUCGACCAGUAAGUCUAGUCAUCAUACAGCAUACUGUGACACCCCCGUGUAACACCGAUGCGAGCUGUGUGGACAUAGCACAAAGUAUUCAGAAUACGCAUAUGGAAAAUCUUAAUUUCUGGGAUAUAGGCAUAUCGUUUCUGGUUGGUGGUAAUGGCAAAGUGUAUGAAGGUAGCGGCUGGUUGCAUGUAGGAGCUCAUACUUUAGGAUACAACAGAAAAUCUAUCGCGAUAUCGUUUAUAGGCAACUUUAAUAACGAUGAGCCUACACCAGAAGCUUUGGAGGCCGCUAAGGCCCUUAUCAAGUGCGGCGUAGAACAAGGACAUCUAUCUCCAAACUAUAAUCUAAUAGGUCACAAGCAAGUUCUCGCCACAGAGAGUCCUGGAAGGAAGCUUUACAACGAGAUCAGAAGAUGGCCCCACUUUUUAGAUGAUGUAUCAUCUAUAAAGAAU